Molecule: messenger RNA, 2046 nt
Organism: Rhagoletis zephyria (snowberry fruit fly)
Lineage: Eukaryota; Metazoa; Arthropoda; Insecta; Diptera; Tephritidae
Source: RefSeq, a predicted model, not a curated record
AUGGACAGCCUGGCCCACGUUGAGCGCAUUCAGUGCACGGCAGAGUUCCCAGUGACCCAGCGGCUGCACGUGCCGACGAUGGAGGAGUACCGCCGCCAGUACGACCUCUCCAUUAAGCGGCCCGGCAAGUUCUGGGCCGAGGUGGCCGCCGACUUCACCUGGCAGUCGCCGCUGCCCGCAGACGAGUCCGCCAUUCUCAGCUACAACUUCGACCUCAACGACGGCCCCAUCGAGGUGCAGUUUCUGAAGGGCGUCAAGACGAACAUCAGCUACAACCUGCUGGAUCGGAUCAUCGCCAGGGGCAGCGGCGAGCGGAUCGCCUACUUCUGGGAGGGCAACGAGUUGGGUGAGCAGAAGUCAAUCACCUACUCGGAGCUGCGCCUCGAGGUGGUCCGCUUCGCAAACGCCCUCAAGCGACAGGGCGUGACGCCCGGCGACCGCGUCGCCAUCUACCUGCCCGUCACCAUUGAGCUGGUGGUGGCGAUGCUCGCCUGCGCCCGCAUCGGCGCCAUCCACACCGUCGUCUUCGCCGGUUUCAGCUCUCAGUCGCUGGCGGACCGCAUGGUGGACGCCCGUUGCACGGUGCUGGUCACCGCCGACGCCGCCUUCCGCGGCGAAAAGUUCCUCCACAUUCAGACCAUAAUCGACGAGGCGGUGGCGGUCGUCCUCCGACGCGCCCUCCCCCUGAAGGCCAUCAUCCUGGUGCGCCACUUUGCCGCCUCGGCCAAUCGCAACAAGGCCGCCUACGAGGCGACUAUGGCCGCCUACCAGUCCCCUCACCAGGCGCUCUACCUGCCCUGGGACGAGGUGGUGCGCACCGACGGCUCCGACGACGAGUGCGAGCCGGAGUGGCUCGACGCGGAGCACCCCCUCUUCAUCCUCUACACCUCGGGCAGCACCGGCAAGCCGAAGGGAGUGGUGCACACCGUCGGCGGGUACAUGCUCACCACGGCCCUCGUCUUCAAGCACGCCUUCAACUACGUCGAGGGGGACAUCUUCUUCUGCACGGCCGACCUCGGCUGGAUCACCGGCCACACCGCCAACGUCUACGGAGCGCUCGCCAACGGCGCCACCAGUAUUCUCUUCGAAGGCAUUCCCAACUACCCCAAGCCGGACCGCCUCUGGGCGAUCAUCGACGGCUACCGGGCGAACAUCUUCUACACGGCGCCCACCGCCGUCCGCUCGCUGAUGAAGUACGACGAGAAGUACGUCCUGGCGCACCCGAUGAAGGAGCUGAAGCUGCUGGCGCUGGUCGGCGAGCCCAUCAACAAGGAGGCCUGGUUCUGGUUCUUUCGCACCGUCGGCAAGGAACGCUGUCCCAUUGUGGACACUUACUUUCAAACGGAAACGGGCGCUCCGAUGAUUUUCCCCGUUCCUGGACCGGUGGCGCUGAAACCCGGCUCGGCCACGUUGCCCUUCUUUGGCAUUUUGCCGGUGAUUCUCGAUGAAAAUGGCAAAGAAAUCUACGGUUCAGACUCGGGAUUUUUGGCUUUUAAGCAAGCCUGGCCAGGCAUUGCUCGCACUGUCGACGGCAACCACGAACGCUUUGAGCAGACGUACUUUGCCAAGUUUCCCAAGUACUACUUCACUGGUGAUGCGGCUUUCCGCGACUCCGACGGGUACUACUGGAUCACCGGUCGCACCGACGACCUGCUGAACGUCUCCGGCCAUCUGCUGUCCACCGCCGAAGUCGAGUCUGCCCUGUUGAAUGACAAGCGAAUCUCCGAGGUGGCGGCCGUGUCGAUGCCGCACGCCAUCAAGGGCCAGUGUAUCUGCGUGUACGUGGUCACCAAGAAUGGCUACAUCUACGAUGACGAGGUGGAGAAAGACCUGCGAAAUCUCAUUCGCAAAACCAUCGGACCAGUGGCCACGCCUGAUCUCAUGUUGGCCGUUCGAGGCCUGCCAAAGACUCGCUCCGGAAAGAUAAUGCGUCGAGUGCUGGGAAAGAUUGCACGCGGUGAACAGGACUUUGGUGACAUCUCCACCAUCACCGAUGAAACCAUCAUUGAUCACCUGAUCGAGGCUCGAAUGGCCAAAUCUGACUAG